This is a messenger RNA of Mollisia scopiformis, 1631 nucleotides long. Its product is annotated as FAD/NAD(P)-binding domain-containing protein. Gene Ontology annotation, biological process: ubiquinone biosynthetic process. Gene Ontology annotation, molecular function: oxidoreductase activity; FAD binding. The record is from RefSeq and is a predicted model, not a curated record. The transcript is spliced from 5 exons. Lineage: Eukaryota; Fungi; Ascomycota; Leotiomycetes; Helotiales; Mollisiaceae. Gene Ontology annotation, cellular component: mitochondrion. Bases 125 to 1399 code for a protein of 424 amino acids.
ACCUCAGUAUGAGCGGGGUAGUCCAGCAAUGUUUGAGUUAUAAUCACAAAAAGGCGGCUCGCUCGCCGGUUCUGUCCAGUAACUACAAGGCACGAAGACGCAGAUCCUUUUGCAUCCAAUCACGAUGACGACCUCAAAAUCAGCCCCCGGCUUGAAAUCUGUGAUAGUUGUGGGAGCAGGGCCAGCGGGGCUUUUGAUGUCCCUGUUACUUGCAAAGCAGGGCGUUCCAGUACAACUCCUCGAUGCUGGCUCGACACUUGACAAGCAGCCUCGCGCAACUCACUAUGGACCCCCAGCGGUCUACGAACUUGCCCGGGCGGGCAUUGCCGAGGAAGUGAGAGCACGGGGAUUCACCCCAAAGACCGUGUGCUGGAGAAAAAAGGACGGGACAUAUUUGGCUGGGCUGGAUGGCAGCAUUCUGGAUGGUACCCCGGAUAGGAUGGUCUGUCUUCCACUCGAUCGGCUUGGGGAGAUCUUGCACAAACACAUCCUGGAACAGCCAACAGUCGAUCUCAAAUGGAAUCACAAGGUGACUGGGCUUGGUCAGGACGAGCAGAAGGCAUGGGUAGACAUUGAAACCCCAGAAGGUCCUAAAAGACUUGAAGGCGAUUAUGUCAUUGGCUGCGAUGGUGCAAACAGCCAGAUUCGCAGAUCACUGUUUGGAGACACGAACUUCCCAGGCAGAACAUGGGAUGAGCAGAUUGUAGCCACCAACACAUACUACGAUUUUCAUAAAUACGGUUAUGAGGACGCGAACUUCAUUAUUGAUCAUGAGCAUUGGCAUAUGGCGUCACGUAUCACCAAUGACGGUCUGUGGCGGGUAACGUAUGGCGAGAAACCAGGACAGACCAGAGAGCAGCUUUUCGAAAGGCUCCCAGCGAAAUUCGAGAAAAUUCUACCAGGACAUCCGAAACCCGAACAGUACAAAGUCGUGAACUUCAGUCCUUACAAGGUCCAUCAACGAUUGACGGAGAAGAUGCGUGUUGGACGCUUCCUGCUGGCUGCAGAUGCCGCCCAUCUCUGCAAUCCAUUCGGAGGGCUUGGUCUUACGGGUGGCAUCGUCGAUGUCGGUGGGCUGUUUGACUGUCUGAUUGGCAUCCACAAUGGCGUAGCUAAUGACUCGAUCCUGGACAUAUACGACGAAAUCCGCCGGCAGAAGUACCUCGAAAUCAUCGAUCCUAUUUCCAGCGAGAACAUCAGGCGUCUUUUUGGCCAGGACCCAGACACGGUAUUGGAGACGGACGAGUUUCUGAAACUGUGUAAAAAGACGGAGACAGAUGAGGCAUUCUCAAGGGAGUUUCAAAAUGGAAUCAAUGGGAUCAAGUACGACUUCACUCAACAUUACUUGAAGAAGGAGCUAGAGAAUGGGAAUUCUGGGGUGGGUUUAGUGGUGGCUUGAAGGCGUUAUAGCUUAAUAUUUCAUCGACAAAUCCAAAACUGGACACUCUUAAAACCAGCCUUCUCCAAGUGGGGUUUCUUCAGGUGCGGUAUUCAAUGCGGGGUAGGGGUAAUCUGGGUGUUCGGCACCAAUUUUGUGUUGCAGGCACGAGCUCCGGCCGAGAAUCGCACAUUCUAAGCCAGCUAGACAUGAAAGUCAAAUAGUGAAGAAUGUAAACUUGCCGUACUCGGAG